Molecule: messenger RNA, 1038 nt
Organism: Cutaneotrichosporon oleaginosum
Lineage: Eukaryota; Fungi; Basidiomycota; Tremellomycetes; Trichosporonales; Trichosporonaceae
Biological process (GO): endoplasmic reticulum to Golgi vesicle-mediated transport; intracellular protein transport; vesicle fusion
Cellular component (GO): endomembrane system; Golgi membrane; SNARE complex
Molecular function (GO): SNAP receptor activity; SNARE binding
Source: RefSeq, a predicted model, not a curated record
AUGCCUCCCCGCGACCGCACGGCCGAGUUCCACUCGGCGCUCUCGAGCAUUCGCGCGCGCACCGCCGCGCCCGCGAAGCGUGAUCCCGCCAAAGCUCCCCUCCUCCCGGCCGGCGGCGCGAGCGGGAGCAAGUCUGAGUUUGGGCGGCUGGCCGGCAACAUCGCAAAGGACAUCAAUGCGACGACGCUAAAGUUGCAGAAGCUGGCACAGUUGGCAAAGCGCAAAACACUCUUCGACGACCGCCCCAUCGAGAUCUCCGAGCUCACCUACAUCAUCCGACAGGACAUUGCGUCGCUCAACACGCAGAUCGCGAGCUUGCAGGCAUAUGUGCGCGCUCAGAAGGCCGGCAAGGGCCGGCAGCAGGUCGAGGAGCACAACUCGAACGUCGUCAUGAUGCUGCAGUCGCGCCUCGCCAACAUGGGCAUGGGCUUCAAGGACGUGCUUGAGUUGCGCACGCAGAAUAUGAAGGCGAGCAAAGAUCGCACCGAGCAGUUCAUGCACACGGCGAGCAAUGCGGCUGUGCUGCCGCCGGCGAAGGGUGAGUCUGCAAGAGUCCGAGCCAGGCGAGGGCUUGGGAAGCACCUGGGGGCGCCCAAGUCGUACUCACUCCUCUUCGCCAGCGGACCAGGAGCAGGCACCGAUGACCGGAAGGGCAAGUCGCGUGCGCCGCCAGACGCUGGCAACGACUUCCUUGCGCUCAACAUCGACGGACCACAGGGCGGCGAUUACAUGCAGACUCAGCUGGUGGAACAGCAGGACAACUACAUCCAGUCGCGAUCGACAGCAAUCGAAAGCAUCGAAAGCACGAUCGCCGAGCUGGGCCAGAUCUUCUCACAGCUCGCCAACAUGGUCGCCGAGCAGCGCGAGACGGUGCAGCGCAUCGACGCAGACGUCACGGACAUCUCAGCAAACGUGUCGGGCGCACAGCGUGAGCUGCUCAAGUACUAUGCCAGCAUCAGCAGUAAUCGCUGGCUGAUGCUCAAGAUCUUUGGUGUGCUGAUCAUUUUCUUCCUCGUCUUCAUUCUCGUCUCUCGGUAG